This is a messenger RNA of Aspergillus steynii IBT 23096, 1120 nucleotides long. Its product is annotated as aldo/keto reductase. The record is from RefSeq and is a predicted model, not a curated record. NCBI's taxonomy places the organism in Eukaryota, Fungi, Ascomycota, Eurotiomycetes, Eurotiales, Aspergillaceae. Bases 37 to 1071 code for a protein of 344 amino acids. The transcript has a single exon.
UUUUAGCCAUUGGACCUUCCUUGCACCACCGUUACCAUGAAGUACGUACAACUCGGAUCCAGCGGCCUUCGCGUCUCUCCCAUUUGCGUCGGUUGUAUGAGUUAUGGCACGCCCGGCAAGCAAUUCGACUGGUCGCUGCCGGAAGACGAGGCUCUGCCCGUUCUAGACCAUUGCUACCGAUCGGGCCUCAACUUCUUCGACACAGCGAAUGUUUACUCCAACGGAGACUCGGAGGUCAUCCUCGGCAAGGCGAUCAAGAAGUACGACUGGCGGCGUGAGAGUUUGGUCAUCGCCACCAAGCUCUGGGCCCCCGUCGGACGCGGCGACGAGAAACCACUCCGCAUGUCCGUGGAAGACCGGGAUAACGCCGGCUACAUCAAUCAAUAUGGCCUCAGUCGCAAGCACAUCUUUGAAAGCGUCGAUGCCAGUCUGAAGCGACUGGACCUGCCGUAUGUCGAUCUGCUGCAAAUCCAUCGCUUUGACCCCAACACGCCACCGAAGGAAACGAUGGAGGCGCUCCAUGACGUCGUCAAGUCCGGCAAGGUGCGCUACAUCGGCGCAUCGUCUAUGUGGGCGCACCAGCUCCUGGAAUAUCAGUACACGGCACGGAUCCAUGGGUGGACGGAGUUUAUCUCGAUGCAGAACGUGUACAAUGCCAUCUAUCGCGAGGAAGAGAGGGAGAUGUUCCCGGCAUGUACGAAAUUUGGGAUGGGCACCAUUCCCUGGAGUCCGGUGGCUAUGGGAUUCUUGGCCAGGCCGUGGAACUCAUUCUCCGAGACAACGAGGGGGAAUUCCCUGAACAACAAUUUUAUGGGCCAGCCACUCACGGAAACGGAUAAGAAGAUCAGCGCGAAGAUUGAGGAGAUUGCCCAGAGCCGGGGGGUCGCAAUGGCGGUGAUUGCCCUGGCAUGGUGCUUGUCCAAGCCCUUCGUCACAUCGCCUAUUGUCGGGAUGAGCAAGAACGAGCGGGUGGACGAGGCGAUCCAAGCCAUUGACUUCCAGCUCAGCGAGGAGGAGAUCAAGAGCAUUGAUGACCUGUACGAGCCCAAGCGAGUGGUUGGUCACAGCUAGGGUGGUUUCCGGAGAAGGUUGGAUGGAACAAAUGAUGGCCUGUCCGCAA